Molecule: messenger RNA, 1814 nt
Organism: Erigeron canadensis
Lineage: Eukaryota; Viridiplantae; Streptophyta; Magnoliopsida; Asterales; Asteraceae
Product: vacuolar protein sorting-associated protein 9A-like
Exons: 2
Coding region: 239-1603 (454 amino acids)
Biological process (GO): vesicle-mediated transport
Cellular component (GO): cytosol; endocytic vesicle
Molecular function (GO): guanyl-nucleotide exchange factor activity; small GTPase binding
Source: RefSeq, a predicted model, not a curated record
CCAUAGUAAUUGGUUUCUUCUUCUUCAUCGAUCCGUUCCUUUUGUCCUGCAGUCCUGCGAUUCAACUGUCUUCUGAUCUGCCAGUUCAUUAGAUCAGUGUGAAGUUUUUUCAUUCCAUGGUCUGAUAAACUAAGUCAGGUUCAGGGGCUGUAGAGGCAAUUUCUUGACCCAUUUCAGGGAAAAGAAUAUUCUGUUAAGGUUUUGGUUCAUAUUGAUCGAAUUUGAUUUGAUCAGUAUCAUGGAAAAUGCUGAACCAUUUAGUGCGUCAACCGCACCAUUGACAUGGCACGACUUUUUGGAGCGCAUGAGGCAUCCAUCUGCAUCAGAAUUUGUUAAAGCCAUCAAAAGUUUCAUUGUAUCCUUCUUGAAUAAUGCACCAGAUCCUGAAAGAGACAGUGCAUCUGUUCAAGAGUUCCUAAGCAAUAUGGAAGCCGCUUUCAGGGCACAUCCUCUUUGGGCGGGUCGAUCUGAAGAGGAGUUAGAUAGUGCAGGUGAAGGGCUCGAGAAGUACAUAAUGACAAAAUUGUUUACACGUGUCUUUGCUUCAAACCCAGAUGAUGUGAAAGUAGAUGACGAACUCUAUGAGAAGUUAGCUUUGGUUCAGCAAUUCAUUCGACCCGAGCACUUAGAUAUUCAACCAACGUAUCAAAAUGAAUCCUCAUGGUUACUUGCUCAAAAGGAGCUGCAGAAAAUCAAUAUCUAUAAGGCACCACGAGACAAACUUGUGUGCAUCCUCAGUUGCUGUAAGGUCAUCAGUAACUUGCUGUUCAAUGCUUCCGUUGAUGCAAAUGAAAGUCCUCCUGGGGCUGAUGAGUUUCUUCCGGUUCUUAUAUAUGUUACCAUAAAAGCAAACCCUCCUCAAUUGCAUUCAAAUUUGUUGUACAUUCAACGCUACAGGCGAGAAUCUAGACUAGUUGGAGAAGCAGCUUAUUUCUUUACAAACAUGCUAUCCGCAGAGGCAUUUGUUACAAACAUAAAUGGUGAAUCACUGUCAAUGGAUGAAGCAGAGUUUCAGAAGAAUAUGGAGUCUGCUCAAGCUCUUAUCUAUGGCUUAUCGGGAGAUUAUGAUGGUGGUCAAAAUCAAAGCCUAUCAGAACCUAAAAACAUCAAGAGUCUAGAAAGUAGUGUUGCAGUUCAAUCUACGAUUGAAGAGACAAUCACGAAAGACCAACAACAGGGAUCAGUAUCUCCAGUGAACAAAGUCCCAUCAGUUUCCGAUUUGGAGAAUAAAGGGGCAAGUAUCCUCAUUAAAGAAGACACUGCAGCUAAAGAAUUUCAAAACUUCCCAUAUCUGUACUCACAAGCAGGUGAUUUGACGGUGGGUGAUGUAGAAAAUUUGCUAAAUAGUUACAAGCAACUUGUGUUGAAGUAUGUUAGCCUUGCAAAAGGGUUGGGUGUUUUAGCCCCAACGGUCCAACUGUCUACAACGGAAAGUGAUGCAGUAACCUUUAGUGAAGUGGAAGAUAAGGUAGCCAUAGAGCACCGCCAGGUAGAUGAUGGUAGAGUAGAGGGAGGUUCCGAUGGAGGUAAGGAUGUUUAUAGUGGGAAUUCAGAACCAACAUUAUCCGAGGAAGUUGUAUCUCACACAGAGGGAAAAGAUUAAUAGUAACUUUCUGUCUUGUUUUUUUUUUGUCAGUAUGAUCAAAUCAUGCAAUAGGAAAAGCUACACGAAUCUUAUGAGUGUAAUUGGAAUUAGGGUUUCUUUUUUCUCUUUUGUAAUAUCGUUUUCACAUUAAAUUGUUAUGGCGUGGAAUUUUUUCACGUUUAUUUUUUGUGAGAUUCAAUAGCAUUUGUUGUACUCUUGGCCAUGAUAA